Messenger RNA from Fomitopsis serialis, 721 nucleotides. RefSeq names its product actin-related protein ARPC3. Gene Ontology annotation, biological process: regulation of actin filament polymerization; Arp2/3 complex-mediated actin nucleation. Gene Ontology annotation, cellular component: Arp2/3 protein complex; cytoskeleton. The transcript has 4 exons. The record is from RefSeq and is a predicted model, not a curated record. NCBI's taxonomy places the organism in Eukaryota, Fungi, Basidiomycota, Agaricomycetes, Polyporales, Fomitopsidaceae. Gene Ontology annotation, molecular function: actin filament binding. Bases 100 to 636 code for a protein of 178 amino acids.
GCCGUAACUGACCGCCCCUCGGCAUCGCCCGUCCAACAGCUCGCUGUGGCGAUCGCUUGACUGCGAGUACUGCACCCUGCCAGACGCGUGCACGCAACCAUGCCAGCAUACCAUUCGUCGUUCAAUGAGGAGCCAGACAUCCGCCAGGUCGGCAACAUGGCCGUCCUGCCCAUCAAGACCAAGUUUCGUGGUCCAGCACCACCAGCGGACUACUCACAAGCCGACGUCAUCGACGAGACCAUCGACCUCUUCCGUGCCAACUCCCUCUUCCGCAACUUCGAGAUCAAGGGCCCCGCCGACCGCCUCCUCAUCGUCCUCAUCCUCUUCGUAUCCGACUGCCUCGCAAAGAUCGGCUCUGCGCGGACGGUUCCAAGCCAGCUAGAGGCCAACAAGAUGCUGAACACGCUAUCCGUGGACAACUUCCCUAUUCCCGGCGAUGCCACCUUCGUUCUGAACGCGCAUUACGCGCCUCCCGCCAGCAGGGCUGAUGCCGAUUACCUGCGACAAUAUUUGGUCCAGGUGCGGCAAGAGCUCGCUGCGCGUCUCGUGGAGAAGCUGUAUGCAGACGGCACGGGAAAGCCCAGCAAGUGGUGGAUGUCGUUCCAGAAGAGGCGCUUCAUGAGCAGGAGCACUUGAGCCAAAGCAAUGGAUCGUGUACGCAUAUCCAAAGAUGUACUCUUUAUUUUAUUAAUCCUCUGGAAACCUACAACUGGCUAACCCU